Penicillium verhagenii is the source of this 1527-nucleotide messenger RNA. RefSeq lists its product as uncharacterized. The transcript has 3 exons. Gene Ontology annotation, biological process: transmembrane transport; carbohydrate transport. Lineage: Eukaryota; Fungi; Ascomycota; Eurotiomycetes; Eurotiales; Aspergillaceae. The record is from RefSeq and is a predicted model, not a curated record. Gene Ontology annotation, molecular function: carbohydrate:proton symporter activity. Gene Ontology annotation, cellular component: membrane. Bases 1 to 1527 code for a protein of 508 amino acids.
AUGGAUCGAGCCAUCAUGGAGCGAACGCCGGAGUCAGAUUCACCACCAGAGAGUUUCAAGGUCAAAUCAUGCCCGAAGGAAGAUAAUCGGAGCUGGCUCAAGGAUCCAGGACUGCGGAAGUUGAACUUGGGCAUCGUGUUCAUGUUCGCUUCAUCAGCUGGAACGGGAUAUAACGGGAGUCUGAUCAAUGGCUUGCUUGUGCUGCCUGAAUUUUUCACCAUCAUUGGAGGUCUUAACCCCAAUAUCCUCGGUCUCCUCAUCGCCGCUACCUCCCUCGGCGCCUUUAUAUCCUUCGUGCCAGCCUCAUACCUUGCCGAUAUCCUCGGUCGAAAAUCCUGCGUAUGCAUUGGAUCCUCAUUGGUGAUCGUUGCAUCUCUCGUUCAAGCCGCGGUCAACAGCCACUGGGCCUUCUUCGGUUGUCGAGUCCUUGCCGGCGUCGGCGUGGGAACUGCACAAACUGCAGCUCCCUUAUUAGCGACUGAGAUCGCCCAUCCGAGACACAGACAGACUGCUACAGCACUUUAUAACGCAGCCUGGUCUGUAGGAUCCAUUGCAUCAGCCGCGAUCACUUUGGCCACAUUAUAUAUGAACGGUGUUUGGUCUUGGAAGAUUCCCUGCAUGUUACAGGCGGUUUUCCCUCUGAUGCAACUGAUUGGUCUUUGUUUUGUUCCUGAGAGUCCUCGGUGGUUAGUCUCCAAAGGACGAAAGGAUGAGGCACUUGCGAUUUUGGGAAAAUAUCAUGCCAAUGGGAAUCCCGAUGAUGAGCUCGUUCAGCAUGAGUACAAUCAGAUUUGCAUCAGUAUAAAUGUUUUGAACCAGCAGCCCGGCUACUGGAGCACAUUCUUUUCAUCCAGGGGAGAUAUGCAUCGUCUUGCGAUUUGCGUUAUCUGUGGUUUGAUGCAGGAAUGGGCAGGAAAUGGUAUCAUAUCUUACUAUCUUGCUCCGAUUCUCGCCUCAGUCGGAAUCACCCGUGCAUCCAACCAGGGUGCUGUUAACGUGGGACUUCAAGUCUGGAAUCUCAUUCUAUCGGCGACAGGCGCCGUCGCAUCAGAGCGCUACGGUCGACGUAUUCUAUGGCUGCUAUCGACAGCAUUUAUGCUUCUCUUCCUAUCCAUUACUACGAUCGCAGCCGGCCUCUUUCAAGAGAAGCACGUCGCAGCUGCGGGCGUCGCUGUCGUGCCCAUGCUUUUCCUCUUCUUUGCAGGCUUCGAUCUUGCGUACUCGCCGCUCUUCAUCGCCUACCCGGCCGAGAUCCUGCCGUUCCAGCUUCGAGCCAAGGGUCUAGCCAUCACGCUCUCCACAGAUGCCGUCGCAUGCUUUUUCAACCAAUACGUCAACCCGGUAGCCUUCUCCUUUCUACAGUGGAAAUAUUAUUUUGUCUAUGUGGGUUGUCUAGUGAUGUUCUUUAUCCUGGCCUAUUUCCUUUUCCCGGAGACAAAGGGAAGAUCAUUGGAGGAGGUUUCGCGAAUUUUCGACCGCAAGCUUCAGAUGGAAGACGUGAAGGAGAAGGACGGGGAGAAGAAUUGA